Messenger RNA from Armigeres subalbatus, 830 nucleotides. RefSeq lists its product as uncharacterized. Gene Ontology annotation, cellular component: extracellular region. The transcript is spliced from 2 exons. The coding region runs from base 6 to 830 and encodes 274 amino acids. The record is from RefSeq and is a predicted model, not a curated record. Gene Ontology annotation, molecular function: chitin binding. Lineage: Eukaryota; Metazoa; Arthropoda; Insecta; Diptera; Culicidae.
UAAUAAUGCUAUCGGCUGUGCAUCAGAUUUUUGGCAUGGUGCUGAUUGUGGCGUUAGCAUCAGCUUCCAGAUUUUUCGAUAAACCCCGUUACGGUUUGUUACGACAAGCGAAUACUACAGAUGUCACAUACACAGACGUCCAGCCUUGCGAGGUAGGCGGUCCAAUAACCAUCUGCAUCAGCUGCCAGAAGUACAAAGUAUGCACAGGGCAACCGGAAGAUGACACCGACUCGAUGGAACCAUGCCCUGACGCCACGCCAUACUGUGAAGCGGCUACCGGAAGUUGCUCCGCAAGUCCCGAUAACAGUGUCGUGCAGUGUUCGUCGGACACGAGCAACAAUACAACAACCAGCUCGUUCAAGUGCACGGGAGAGGGUAAAUUUCCGGAUCCGUUAAGUUGCGCCAAGUUCUACUACUGUGCUGCGAGCGGUGUGGAUGGAGUGUCGAAUGACUGUCCACCGAACUACAGCUACAAUGUCACUUCCCAAGAGUGCCAGCUAGCGGCAGGCGGUUGCCAAGUCGUCGACUGUUCUUCGCAGUACGUUCUCGUGGAGUAUCCAACGGAUCCCCAGUACUUCUAUUACUGCAAAACGAGCUCGGCGCAGUCCGAGGUUUUCUUGUUCUCCUGCGGGUCCGGUUCCAAGUUCGAUGUGUGCAGUGAGCAGUGCGUGUUCGAGUGCACUACGGAAGGGCUGUUUGCCAAAGCUUCGAAUCCGAACAGCUAUUAUCAAUGCUACAGCGAGGAUGGAACGUUGAAGUAUAUCGAGAGAUCGUGCCCCGUGGGGGGUCAGGUUUUUGACGAAACGCUGCAGUUCUGUAUUUUUCAGUGA